Messenger RNA from Puccinia triticina, 2859 nucleotides. RefSeq lists its product as uncharacterized. Bases 1 to 2859 code for a protein of 952 amino acids. The record is from RefSeq and is a predicted model, not a curated record. The transcript is spliced from 12 exons. Gene Ontology annotation, biological process: phosphatidylinositol-mediated signaling; autophagosome assembly; phosphatidylinositol-3-phosphate biosynthetic process. Gene Ontology annotation, molecular function: 1-phosphatidylinositol-3-kinase activity. Gene Ontology annotation, cellular component: cytoplasm; peroxisome; phagophore assembly site. NCBI's taxonomy places the organism in Eukaryota, Fungi, Basidiomycota, Pucciniomycetes, Pucciniales, Pucciniaceae.
AUGGAACGACUCGCCGAGGCAGAGCAGGCCUUGACCUUGGCAAGGUCGUGUGAUAUCGAUCUGCCAGUCACACUCAGGAUCUCGCGAAUUGAAGGCAACUACCAUAGCUCGCAGGCGAAUUGUUACUCGGACGUCCGCCCCAAUCAGCCUCAGUUGCCCGACCUUUACGUGGCCGUACAGCUAUGGGCUGAGAACCGACCAUUGACUUUGCCUUUUUACACUCCUCACAAGAACUUCUCAGCCUCUUUCACAUGGGCGACCCCGAUCACUCUACCGAUAAAGUACCGAGAUCUGCCACACUCCGCUCAAUUAGCAUUCACGAUACUGGAUGUCAACCUUCCAGAUUGCCUUAAUCGCACUUCUCAUACUUCGUCAAUCGACGAUUCACCCACGUCAAUCGCCCAAACCACCACGGACGAUUUCUUACUAUCAAGUUCCACCGUCGUGGGAGGCACAACACUCGCGCUAUUUGGGAAAAAGCGGACGUUAAGGAAAGGAAAGCAACGGUGUUUCGUCCAUCGUGACCGAAUAGCAGAUGGAAAUGUUUCUUCGACGACACCUAGCAAGUUUGUAAUACCUUCCGAGAGUGAUCCUAAUUCAUUGGAGGUUCCUGAGGAAAGUGACCAGCUGGGCAGACUCGAAAAACUCGUCAAGAAACAAGAACGCGGUGAUCUCCCUCGACUUGAAUGGCUUGAUCAACUGGCAUUCCGGCAGAUCGAAAAAAUACAUGCUCAAGAAACGGCAAAAAGUCGGGACAUGUACUUGUAUGUCGACUUGCCCAGAUUUGAUUUUCCAAUCCUAUUCAAUGAAAUCGAGCUUCCGGCCCCAAGUCUCCCCUCAACACUGUCGACCGUAGCGCAGCCCGCCGUCGGCAACACUUCUGCGCUUUACUCUCCUCAUCACCUGGCAGAUAUCUUCACGGUGGUCGAUCCGGACAUGGUACAUGACAAUCCAAUCGAAAGUAAGCACACCAGACUCCACAGAAGUCACCGAAAUGGUCCAUUAGAUCGUGAAUUGAGGCCCGAAAAAAGCGUGCGGGAUGUUCUGAACAAUAUCUUGAGUUACCCGCCUACCAGGGCACUGACACGUGAUGAGAGGGACCUUGUAUGGCGUUUCCGGUUUUACUUGUCUCAUGACAAGCGAGCUCUGACGAAAUUCCUCAAGUCGGUUGUGUGGUCGGAUAAGGGGGAGGUUAGUCAAGCGAUUGGUAACCUCUUACCGAUCUGGUCCGUAAUCAGUCUGGACGAUGCGCUAGAGCUGCUAGGGCCAUCAGAAGAUUACCGGGAGCCACGAGUGAAGCAGUUCGCGGUACAACAACUCGCCCGGGCCGAGGAUGAUGAGCUGGUGCUCUAUCUCUUACAACUAGUCCAAGCGUUGAAGUUCGACCGGUCACCUUCAGUCAGCACAGCUCAUAACAAAACCAGCCCAUCGAGUACAGUCACCUCUCCGAUAGCCCAAUCCCAGCGUUUUUCUGCUGGUCCGUCUCAGCGCGUCAGUGUUGGUAGUAGCAGCACCGUGUUGGGAAGGGAGAAUAGGUCCUCCUUUACACCGAGCGUGUUCGAAACCCCUCCUAGACGGGACUCACAAAUCAAGCCGCUGAGUCUCGAAGACUUCUUGAUCGACAGAAGCUGUGCAAACCCAACUGUUUUGGGCUAUCAGUUCUACUGGUACCUUACCGUAGAAGCCAGCGCCGACGGAGACAAAUCCACGCAAGUCAUGUACGGGAGAGUCUUGCAGAAAUUCUAUGACAAAAUGCGCGAGACGGAUAUGGGUCGAUUGAUGGCCGAGACUAUCCAACGACAACGAUCGUUUGUAAUGUUUCUUUCCAAGUUGGCCAAUGAGAUCCGGACAUCGAAAGACGGGAGGCCGAAGAAGAUUGAAAAACUAAAACACGUGUUGAAGGAUCCGGCGAAGCUAGCGCAACUGUUUUCAGCCGAGAGCACGAGUCAGAUAACAGGCUUGCCCUUGCCAUUAGAUUCAAGCAAAAUGAUCGUGGGGGUAGACACGGAGUCUUCGACGGUGUUCAAGUCAAAUCUGUUCCCAUUGAGGUUGGCGCUCCGAUGUUCAGACGGGACGGAGUAUCCGGUGAUCUUUAAAGACGGCGAUGAUCUCAGACAAGACCAACUAGUCAUCCAGCUCAUCAGCUUGAUGGACCGUCUCCUCAGGAAAGAGAACCUUGAUCUUCGCCUGACCCCCUAUAAAGUCUUAGCCACCGGUCAGACCGUUGGCCUUGUCCAGUUCAUCACCUCUAAAACCCUCGGCGAGGUCGCCACCGUCUAUCCUGGUGGCAUCUUGGAAUACCUCAGGACUGCAAAUCCCGAUCCAAGUGGUAGUCUUGGUCAUUAUGGGGUUUUACCCAGUGUUUUAGAAAACUUUGUUAGGAGUUGUGCGGGAUACUGUGUGGUAACGUAUAUUUUAGGAGUGGGGGACCGACAUCUAGACAAUCUGAUGAUUUCGCCUAGCGGGAAUUUUUUCCAUGUGGAUUUUGGGUACAUCCUCGGCCGGGACCCGAAGCCAUUUCCGCCGUCGAUCAAAGUGUGCAAGGAGAUGGUAGACGGAAUGGGCGGCGACAAGUCUUCACACUAUGGACGCUUCAAACGGCUCUGCUACACCGCCUUUAUCUGUCUCCGCAAGAGCUCCGGCUUGAUCAUCAAUCUCGUGGGCCUCAUGAUCGAGGCCAACAUCCCCGAUAUUAAGCUUGAGCCUGAUAAAGCAGUCAUGAAGGUUCAAGAAAAAUUUAGAUUGGACUUGUCUGAAGAAGAAGCAAUCAAACAUUUCGAAGACGAGCUCAAUGAUACUUCUUAUUUCACCGUCGUCUUCGACAAAAUCCAUGCCGUAGCUCAAUACUGGAGAGCUUGA